Molecule: messenger RNA, 647 nt
Organism: Coffea arabica (coffee)
Lineage: Eukaryota; Viridiplantae; Streptophyta; Magnoliopsida; Gentianales; Rubiaceae
Source: RefSeq, a predicted model, not a curated record
CCGAACGAUGUCAUCAUCAUGGGCUACAUCUAUAUAAAUAUGCAUGAAUGGGGCAAAUGUAUUGAGAACUUGCACUGGGCUACGACCCAAACCAUUUGCAACAACUUUUCUGAGUCUGCUGGUGUCUCAUCAAUGGCGAACUUCUGUUGUUCUAUUGAAUUGGAGCCCAGAACCCUGAGACAGGGGCAAAUCGACCAAGCUAGGGAAGUUGCUGUCGAUAUAAUGCAGAAGAAGGAACAAAAUGAAGCAUCUAGCAUUUUGGUCGAGGGACUGAAACCAGUUGCUUCAAUAAAGGAAAUGGUAAUGGCUGUGCAGGAAAUAGACAUGCUACACGAAGAGGAUGAGGCUAAGGACAAGAUCAUCAAUAGCAUAACUGAGACAUGCUGCCAAUGUUCAAGCAUUUCUACCACGAUUGAUUCUCCAAAUCAGUCUCUGCUUAAGGAGCCUGUUUCCGCUCCCUUCUAAUUAAAUAUUAAAUAGCACCUUUAUUCAACUUUAAGAAAGGCAAUCGUGAUUGUUCUUGUUCAAUCUUGGAAAGUGCUCGUAUUAUUUUUUUUCUUUGGAAAAUUGUAUGUAUUUUCAAUAAUGACGUUCGAACUUUGCUAGAAAGAAAAUCAAUAUGGUCCGGUGGGUUGGAACUUGGAACU